Messenger RNA from Ruditapes philippinarum (Manila clam), 1145 nucleotides. Its product is annotated as A disintegrin and metalloproteinase with thrombospondin motifs adt-2-like. Lineage: Eukaryota; Metazoa; Mollusca; Bivalvia; Venerida; Veneridae. The transcript is spliced from 7 exons. The coding region runs from base 210 to 1067 and encodes 285 amino acids. The record is from RefSeq and is a predicted model, not a curated record.
AUCUUAUCUUACAGACUAAAUAGGACAAAUAAGUGUCCUUAACAGUGCUCGUUAUAAAUGUUAGAAUAACAUUAAAAGACCUUCUUGCAUUUUUCAAACUAGAAAACGGAUCAUAUUAUGAAUGCAUGAGAAAUUUUGUCACAACUAUAAUAUUUGGAACAUUAAAAGCGGGAUUUUAGAGUUAACAUAAACCUUUGGAUUUGUGACAGAUGAAUUCCAUUUCGGUGUGCCUCCUAUUGUUAGGAAUAUGCUGUUUGAUAACUGGAGAAUGGUCGGAUUGGAGAUGUAAGGAACAAGGAGGAGUUUGCUUUAUGAGUCGCACAUGUACUCCAACCGCUAAAUUCAAUUGCUCAAAGACAAGUGAAGUAACAGUGAGAGACUGCCCUUGUGUUUCAAAUACUAGCGAACAUAGAGGCGGAUGGUCGGAUUGGAGUUGUAAGAAACAAGGAGAAUUUUGCUUUAAAAGCCGGACAUGUAAUUCAACCGCUGGUUUCAAUUGCUCAAAAACAAGUGAAGUAACUGUAACAAACUGUCCUUGUGUUGCAGAAUGGUCGCCUUGGGGCGGAUGGACCUGUCACACAGACCAAAGUGUCUGUUUAAAAUUACGCAAAAGAACUUGUAUAAGUGGAUUUAAAGGAAAUGAUUGCUUGAAUCUGCAAGGGAAAGAUUAUGAACAGACAUUUUGUGACAAAUCUUGCAACGAUUCUGAUACAAUUAGCGAACAUAAAGGCGGAUGGUCGGAUUGGGGUUGUAAGAAACAAGGAGAUUUUUGCUUUAAAAGUCGGACAUGUAAUUCAACCGCGGCUUUCAAUUGCUCCAAAACAAGUGAGGUUACUGUAACAAACUGUCCAUGUGCUGCAGAAUGGUCGCCUUGGGGCGGAUGGACCUGUCACACAGACCAAAGUGUCUGUUUAAAAUUACGCAAAAGAACUUGUAUAAGUGGAUUCAAAGGAAAUGAUUGCUUGAAUCUGCAAGGGAAAGAUUAUGAACAGACAUUUUGUGACAAAUCUUGCAACGAUUCUGAUACAAUUAGCGAACAUAAAGACGAUGGUCGGAUUGGGUUGUAAAGAAACAAGGAGAUUUUUGCUUUAAAAGUCGGACAUGUAAUUCAACCGCGGCUUUCAAUUGCUCCAAAAACAAGUGAG